Molecule: messenger RNA, 1326 nt
Organism: Pseudopipra pipra
Lineage: Eukaryota; Metazoa; Chordata; Aves; Passeriformes; Pipridae
Gene: TMEM53
Product: transmembrane protein 53
Exons: 3
Coding region: 57-914 (285 amino acids)
Source: RefSeq, a predicted model, not a curated record
UGGGCGGGGCUUCCGGCGAGGGCGGAAGCGGCGGCGGGGGCGCGGCGAGCGCGGCCAUGGGCGCCCACGGGCUGGAGGCGGCCGUGGUGGAGCUGCAGCCGGGACCGGGACCGGGACAGGACCAGGACCGCGUUUCAGAAAGCAGCGCGGAGAGAGGGCACACAGAGCGCCAGCCUGUGGUGAUCCUGCUGGGCUGGGCGGGCUGCCAGGACAAAUACCUGGCCAAGUACAGCGCAAUCUACAGCCAGAAGGGGUGCACCGUCAUCCGCUACACGGCUCCAUGGAGGAUGAUAUUCUUCUCUGAGAGCUUUGGCAUCAAAUCGCUCCAGACCCCAGCCAGGCGACUCCUGGAGCUACUCUUUCACUACAGGGUUGAAGACAGACCGGUUCUUUUCCAUGUUUUCAGCAAUGGUGGUGUCAUGCUGUACCGUUACAUCAUCGAGGCGCUCCGCACCCACAAGCCGUUCCAGAACCUCAGAGUAGCAGGCACCAUUUUCGACAGCACCCCUGGCAGAAGAAACUUGGUAGGAGCCCUUCGAGCCCUGUCAAUUGUCUUGGUCUCCAUGAACGUGCUGCUCAGGUAUUUCCUCCUGCUCACCUUUGCCACUGGAGCCGUCGUGCUGCGGGUGCUGCUGUACCCCCUGACCCGCUUCGUCCACGAGAGCCACUACGACGCCCUGCUGAAGGCGCCCUCGCGCUGGCCCGAGCUGUACCUCUACUCCCAGGCCGAUGCCAUCAUCAAGGCCAGCGAGGUGAAGCACAUGGCUGACACCAGGCAGCAGCUCGGUGUCCCCGUGAAAGCCGUGGACUUCUCGGACUCGCCCCACGUCAGCCACAUGCGGGUGUACCCCACCUACUACAGCAGCCUCUGCGUGACCUUCCUGUCUGACUGUGUGCAGGGCUCACCUCCCUAGCGCUGCAGUGACCUUCACUGUUUGCUUUGCUCAGCUUGUAAGGGAAACUGUCACCCCCUUUACCUUUGUGUCUUUGAAGGGAGGAAAGUAGAGACUUCUUGUUUGGUUUGGUUUGGUUCUGUUCUUUUCCCCCCCACUGUCUACAAGUCUGGAAGCCUCCAGCCUGGUCUUUGGACUGGCCACAUUAUAGCAGAAAGUAGAUAUGGAUUAAUUUAUAGUACUGAAGGUGAAAUCCAGUCAUGGUUCAUGUUGAUGUACUUUACCAAGGUGUCACAGACCAGAAUUUCACACUGUUAUUUGUCUCUUCCUGUCUCUUCUUGUUCUCUGCUUUCCAUGUUGUCUCCUUGUCCCUGAUGUCCAAUGUGCAUGUUCUAUGGCUUGUACUGAUUUAACAAUACAGUUCUUUCAUGUC